AUGGCUAUAUUCUCUCGUGAUUCCUCUGCUAGCGCAUCCUCUUCCAGCCCCCGCUCAUCAACCUUGAGCCACUCCUCCGGACAUCGGAAGUUUGGAGAUCAAUCUUCCCGCUCAUCCUUUUCCUCUAGGUCAGAAUCUUCAAUGGGAAGCUCUCGCAGACGAAGCCUCCUGCACCGUACACCUGAGGAUCCCUCGAUCCAAGCGGCUCGUGAGCAGGUCGUUCGUGCGGAGAGCGCAGAGCAGGAGGCAGACAGGGCUUUGAUAGCGUCCCGAAGAGCGGUUAAAGAGGCCCGUGAUCAUGUGAAAUAUCUCGAGCGUGAAGCGGCUGAAGAAGCUCGACUUGCAAGAAUUAAGCAAGAGCAGGCUAAGUCAAUUUCCAAGCGAGCAAAGCCUCUCGGUCGUCAUUUGUAG
Penicillium odoratum is the source of this 411-nucleotide messenger RNA. RefSeq lists its product as uncharacterized. The record is from RefSeq and is a predicted model, not a curated record. The coding region runs from base 1 to 411 and encodes 136 amino acids. The transcript has 3 exons. Lineage: Eukaryota; Fungi; Ascomycota; Eurotiomycetes; Eurotiales; Aspergillaceae.